Molecule: messenger RNA, 7429 nt
Organism: Oncorhynchus masou masou (cherry salmon)
Lineage: Eukaryota; Metazoa; Chordata; Actinopteri; Salmoniformes; Salmonidae
Product: secernin-2-like
Exons: 9
Coding region: 79-1347 (422 amino acids)
Biological process (GO): proteolysis
Molecular function (GO): dipeptidase activity; cysteine-type exopeptidase activity
Source: RefSeq, a predicted model, not a curated record
GUACGAUCACGUGGUACAGUAGCUCAACUACAAUCUGCCUUCUGGUAGCUACCACGUCUGGUUUUGCGAUUAAAAAGGAUGGCAGAGCCCGAGCCACCCCUCUCGUGUGACUGCUUUGUGUCCUUGCCCCCUGGCUCACAAGAUGAUCACGUGAUCUUUGGGAAGAACUCGGACCGUCCUAGAGAUGAGGUCCAGGAGGUUCUUUACUACCCAGCAACUAGUAACCCAUCCGGGACCAUGCUGGAGUGCACAUACAUUCAGAUCCCUCAAGCAGAACACACCCAUGCUGUGGUCCUCAGCCGGCCUCCCUGGCUGUGGGGGGCCGAGAUGGGGGCCAACGACAAGGGGGUCUGCAUUGGGAAUGAGGCUGUGUGGACCCACGAAGCUAUCGACCCAGGGGAAGCCCUGCUAGGAAUGGACCUGGUCCGCUUGGGACUGGAGCGUGCGGACAGUGCCUGGGGGGCGGUGAGUGUGAUCACUGGUCUGCUGGAGCAGCAAGGCCAGGGGGGGCCAUGCAGGGAGGACCCGGCUCCCUUCAGCUACCACAACUCCUUCCUCCUGGUGGACCGCAACGAGGCCUGGGUCCUGGAGACCGCCGGAAAGCUCUGGGUGGCACAGAAAGUCACAGAGGGGGUGAAGAACAUCUCCAAUGCGCUGACCAUCGGGACGGAUAUCUCGGCGGAGCACCCAGAGCUGCGGAGUGUGGCCCAGGCCCAGGGUUGGUGGAGCGGCGAGGGAGAGUUCUGCUUCAACGAGGUGUUCAAGUCUGAAAACCCCCCCGCCAGGAUGGAACUGGCCAAGAAGCGCCACAGUGGGGGCACACAGCUCCUCCAACAGCAUGAUGGUUCUGUGACGGCCGAGGUGAUGAUGUCCAUCCUGAGGGACAAGCCCAGUGGGAUCUGCAUGGACUCUGGGGGGUUCCGCACCACUGGCAGCAUGGUGUCCAUCCUGCCCCGCGACCCCAGCCUGCCCUGCAUCCACUUCCUCACUGCCACCCCCGACCCCUCCAGGUCUGUUUUCAAGCCUUUUAUCUUCUCUGAGUCUGUGACCCCAGUGUCGAGGGUGAUCUCCCCACAGUACGGCCCAGACGACCCGGUCAGGAAGCAGCCGCGCUUCCAGAUCCUAGUGGACCGCAGGCACGACCUGUACAAGGCCCAUGAGGGGGCCCUGCAGACUAUGGAGACCAACCCGGACGCAGGGAAUGCUCUGACUGAGACGUUGAGGAUGUUGGAGGGCCAGUGUCUGACGGACAUAUCAGCCCUGCUCAGUGGAGAAACACCAGCAGAAGAGGAACUGGGAGACCUGUUCUUUGACUGUGUGGACACGGAGCUGAAGUUCUACCAGUGAGGAGCGCCCUCAUGUGGAGAUCGCUAGUACUUGCAGAUCGGCAGGAGAUGGCCCUGGGACAGUUUCGUCCUGUGCUCCUGUUAGAUUGGCUCCCUCCCGUCUCAUGCAUAAGAACCCUCUUGAUGCCAUUCCAUCCAUCAUUGACACAGAAUAUAAAUGUCUUAACAUUCCAUGGGAUUGGAGCAUCAUUGUCAUUUGUAUCACUUUAGGGUGCAACGCUCACCCCACAUUAGUGAGUAUGUGACCACUACAGUUCCAGUCAAAAGUUUGGACACACCGACUCAUUCAAGUGUUUUUCUUAUUUUACUAUUUUCUACAUUGUAGAAUAAUAGUUAAGAUGUCAAAACUAUGAAAACACAUAUGGAGUCAUGUAGUAACCAAAGUUUAAAAGUUUAAACCAAUCAAAAUAUAUUUGAUAUUCUUCAAAGUAGCCAUCCUUUUCCUUGGUGACAGCUUUACACACUCUUGGCUUUCUCUCAACCAGUCUCACCUGGAAUGCUUUUCCAACAGUCUUGAAGGAGUUUCCACAUAUGCUGAGCACUUGUUGGCUGCUUUUCCUUUACUCUGCCCAAGCAAGUCUCUUCUUCUUAUUGGUGUCUUUUAGUAGUGUAGUAUGAUGUCCCUUGGGGGUAUACGUACCUAUGUAGGACAUGCGAGGGUUAGGUUAAUAAACAGGCUGGAGCUAGAACCUCGUUGUCGCACGUCUUUAUUUUAGAUCAUACUACAUGGUGUCAUAAAUUUCACAUAAAUGUGAAGAACGUACCAAGUAAAUAAUACAUUCAGGUUGUUUCAAAGCAGGGAGGGCACAGUGUUGGAGAUAAAACAGUGCAUAUCAUUAUUUUGCUAGCUAACGAGCAAGGACUAAACUACUGCUAAGCAACAUGUUGCAAGAGGAAAAAGCUGGCGGGAUUUCAGGGUUUGCGACUCCUAAAUUCAACGGGCUCUGGCGGACAGGCCAGUGGCUAGUGCUGACGGAUUUCGCAUUAGUUCCCCGGAGAAUUGUGUUUGUAUGGACAUUCAAAACUGGCCGAAAUGGAUCAGGCGCUUUGAAAGGUGCAGGGGUAGCAUCAGGCUUAAACGUGAAAAAUUGGGCUUUUCAAGUUAAUACACUGAUCUACUCUAUGGGUUAUGAAGCCGAGGAUAUAUUAAAUGCUUCAACGUUGACCGAGGAAGAGAAACUUAACUACAAUGCCGUUAAAGACUGUUUUGAAACGCAUUUUGUAGGGAGACGCAACAUUAUUUUUGAGAGAGCUAGGUUUAAUAUGCGCAAACAGGAGCAGGGUGAAACCACCGACAGUUUUAUCACAGCUGUUCACAAACUAGCAGAACAUUGUCAGUUUGGCGCGCUCAGGGAAGAGCUGAUCCGAGAUCGGAUUGUAGUCGGAAUAAGAAAUAUCUCAAAAGUUAUAGUUAAGUUACAGUUGGAUUCCCAGUUUACCUUGUCCAAAGCUGUAAACCAGUUUAGGCAGAGUAAAAAGACAGCAGACGAUGCUGCGCGACAGCAGCUCCUUGCAGAACGAAGAGAGUGAGGAAAUGCAUGCAUUUUCAUACAGAGCUAAAAAAAAAACGGAGGGGAACACAGAACAGAGAAGGACGUGGGGAAAACAAUCUCAGACAGCACCAGUAGCUAGUUCAAAUGUUUGUCGCAAAUGUGGGACAUCCCCUUUCCACAGAUGGAAAGAUUGCCCAGCAAAGGAUGCUGGAAUGCAGGAAAUGUGACAGGAGAGGACACUUUUCAGCUGUCUGUCGAUUUAAAGCAAAUGCAUGAGGUUUCAGAGGAGGUACAGCAGGACAGCAUCUUGCUGGGAGAAGUAAAGGGAAACAAUACUGUCUGGCAUUCAGACAUUAAACUCAAUGGGGAGGUUGUGUCAUUUAAACUAGUCACUGGGGCAGCAGUGACAGCUAUCCCAACUAGGCUGUAUAGCUAUAGCAGAGAUGGCCCUUUGCCCUCUACAAACAAAAAACUGUACGGGCCCAGUAAUACGAUUUAACCAGUGGUAGGGCACUUGGUGAUUAAACUGGAGAGUGAAGACAAAAGUGCCCUCCAGCCUGUCUUCGUCAUUGACUCUCUAGCCAGACCGUUGCUGGGGCUGCCAGCAAUUGAAGCAUUGCAACUCAUUGAGAGAGUGAGCGAACUGGAGGAACCAGAUGAGGUUUUCAAAAAGAAAUUCCCCAAAGUGUUUUCUGGUCUAGGAAGGAUAGAAGGUGACUACAAAAUCCGCCUGAAAGAGGAUGCUGUCCCCUGUGCCCUUACCACCCCCUGCCGUGUGCCUAUCCCUUUACUGGCCAGAGUAAAGGAAGAGUUGGGGAGGAUGGAAGACAUUGGGGCGGUGUCUAAAAUAGAGAGUCCCACAGACUGGUGUGCAGGGAUGGUUGGUGGUCCCAAAAGCCAAUGGGGAAAUAAGGAUCUGUGUGGACAUGACUAAAUUGAAUGAGGCACUCUGCAGAGAGAGACACACAUCUUACCAUCAGUGGAGCAGUCACUGGCUCAGUUGGAUGAUUCACAAGUCUUCAUAAAGCUGGAUGCCCGCUCAGGUUUCUGGCAGAUACCGCUGUCAUCAGAGAGUCACAAUGUUUAUAACACCGUUUGGCCGUUACUGUUUUCAUGUUUUGCCAUUUGGAAUCGCUUCCGGUCCUGAGCAUUUCCAAAGACGCAUGUCCCAGCUGUUGGUGGGGCUGAGUGGCGUCAUACUCCACGCGGACGAUGUGCUCGUGUGCGGAAGGGACAGAGCAGAACAUGAUGUAAGGCUCACAGCAGUUCUGACCCGACUCCAGGAGACUGGCCUGACACUCAAUGAAAAAUGCACUUUUGCACAAUCAGAGGUCUUGUUCUUGGGACACAAAAUCAGUGCAGCUGGAAUAGAACCGGACCCAGAGAAGAUCAGCGCCAUCACAGAUAUGCCCAGAUCCCAGAAUGCGGCUGAAGUCAGGGCCUUCUUAGGCAUGGCCACAUAUGUGGGUAAGUUCCUCCCACAGUUCUCAGAUACAACCAAACCUCUGAGAGACUUACUAGCCAAAGAGAAUGACUGGUUAUGGGGUCACAUGCAACAGGUAGCGUUUGACAAAAUCAAAGGAGAUCUGGCCUCACAGAGAGUGCUGGCCCAGUACCGUCCCCACGCGAAGACAAAAGUAUCAGCAGAUGCAUCAUCCUUUGGGCUAGGGGCGGUCCUCACACAGAUGCAUCAUCCUUUGGGCUAGGGGCGGUCCCCACACAGAUGCAUCAUCCUUUGGGCUAGGGGCGGUCCUCACACAGAUGCAGGACAACAUGGAGUGGCGUCCAAUAGCAUACAUCUCCCGAAGCUUAUCCGACACAGAGCAAAGAUAUGCUCAAGUGGAGAAGGAGGCGUUGGCUAUCACAUGGGCAUGUGAAAGGCUCAGCCAAUACCUUAUUGGCCUGCAGUUUACAGCAGAGACUGACCACAAACCACUGUUGGCUCUGUUAGGGACAAAAGCACUGGACGACUUGCCUCCCAGAGUUCUGCGCUUCCGUCUCAGAUUAUUGAGGUUCACCUACAAGAUGGUGUAUGUGCCAGGGAAGGCACUGAUCACAGCAGAUGCACUCUCCAGGGCCCCAAUUAAACGUCCAUUAUCAGAGGAGGAGCAAUGUCUAGAGGGUGAGGUACAGGUGUCCAUUAAUGCAAUAAGGGACAGUCUACCUGCAUCUCAAACCAAACUGCAGCAGAUUGCAGAGGAGCAACAACAAGACCACAUCUGCCAAAAGAUAGUGCAAAAAGGGAUGGCCCAGGCAGGAGGAACUGCCUCAGCUGCUGAAGCCCUAUUGGGUGCACCAAAUGGAGACCUUCUCAUGAAAGGACAACGGAGAGUUAUCCCAGAGACUCUACAACCAGAAAGGCACAAGGGACACAUGGGGAUAACCAAAUGCAGACUGAGGGCUCAGCAGUCAGUGUGGUGGCUUGGUCUGAGUACUCAGAUUGCCAAGCUGGUAGCCCAUUGUGAGGUCUGUACAAAAUGUCAACCUUGUCACCCGGAGCAAAAGAUGGCAACGGAGCUGCCAAAACGGCCAUGGCAAAAUUAUAAGGGCGGAUAUGUUCUAUUGGAAAAAUGACACUUAUCUGCUAGUGGUGGAUUACUACUCAAGAUACAUUGAAAAAGCAAAGACACCCAUAACCACAUCAGCUGGUGUUAUCAAUGGAUUAAAGUCAAUUUUUCCAGGCAAGGGGUCGCUGAGGUCCUGGUUACAGAUAACGCUCCCCAGUUCUCUGCCAGCUCCUUUUCUGCUUCUGCCGCAGAAUAUGACUUCAUACAUGUGACCAGUAGCCCCUACCAUGCACAGAGUAAUGGUGAGGCAGAGAGAGCUGUGAAAACAGUCAAGGGACUGCUGAAAUAGAACAAGGAUCCAUACAGGGCUCUGUUAGCUUACAGAGUUACACCACUGCAUCAUGGGCCGUCGCCUGCCGAGCUCCUGAUGGGCAGGAGGCUGCGUUCCCCAUUGCCUGUCUCGCCGGCUCAGCUUAAACCCUGAUGGCCUAACAGAAAGGCCUUCGGUGAGAGGGACAAACGUCUGAAACAAACGCAAACUGGAGACUUUAAAUCGGAGACACCGUGCUAAGGAGAGGCCAGAGCUGACCGGAGGUCAACGCGUGUGGAUUACAAACUCAAAGACACCAGCAAUAGUGCUGAGGAAAGCGGAUGCCCCACGCUCCUAUGUGGUGGACACAGGCUCAGGAGAGGUACGGAGGAACAAAACACACCUCAGAGCUCUUCCAGAUCUACCAGCCACACAGACCGAGGCCACAGAAAAUGCACAAAAAGAGGGUGAAGGAGAGAGAAUGCUCACAGAGCCACAAGCGCGCCCAAAAAGGGAUGUGAAGCCACCAGAGUGGCUGAAAGACUAUGUUACGUGAAGAGAAAACAUACUGCUGGGGACCAUACCCAGCAAAAAGAGACUGUACCUAAGUUAAUGUUCAUACUGUGUGAUUUAAUGCUUUCAUACUGUUUCAGGGUGGGAAGUAGCAUGUUCGAGAAUAAUACUGGUUUUCAAAUUGCAUUUCAGUUAUGCUUCAGUGGUUAUACAUGUUGAGUUCUUGUUCAUGGGAGAGGGGAAGAUUUAGUAGGAUGUCCCUUGGGGGUAUCCAUACCUAUGUAGGACAUGCGAGGGUUAGGUUAAUAAACAGGCUGGAGCUAGAACCUCGUUGUAGCGCGUCUUUAUUUUAGAACAUACUACAACUAGUGGUUUCUUUGCAGCAAUUUGACCAUGGAGGCCUGAUUCACGCAGUCUCCCCUGAACAGGUGAUGUUGAGAUCUUGAGUGUCUUACUUGAACUCUCUGAAGCGUUAAUUUGGGCUGCAAUCUGAGGUGCAAUUAACUCUAAUGAACUUAUCUUCUGUACCAGAGGUAACUGUGGGUCUGUGGUCCUCAUGAGAGCCAGUUCCAUCACAGCGCUUGAUGGUUUUUGCGACUGCACUUGAAGAAACUUUCAAAGUUCUUGAAACGUUCCGGAUGGACUGACCAGUAAUGAUGGACUGUCAUUUUCUCUUUGAUUAUUUGAGCUGUUCUUGCCAUAAUAUGGACUUGGUCUUCCUCAGGGCUAUCUUCUGUAUACCACCCCUACCUUGAAACAACACAACCGAUUGGCUGUAAUGCAUUAAGAAUAAAACCAAUUCCAUAAAUGCACUUUUAACAAGGCACACCUGUUAAUUGAAAUGCAUUCCAGGUGACUAUCCCAUGACACUGGUUGAGAGAAUGCCAAGAGUGUGCAAAGCUGUCAUCAAGGCAAAGUGUAGCUACUUUGAAGAAUCUCAAAUAUAAAAUAUAUUUUGAUUUGUUUAAUGCAUUUUUGGUUACUACAUGAUCCCAUAUGUGUUAUUUCAUAGUUUGGAUGUCUUCACUAUUAUCCUACAAUGUGGAAAAUAGUAAAAAUAAAGAAAACCCCUUGAAUGAGUAGGUGUGUCCAAACUUUUGUCUGGCACUGUAUGUAUGUGACUUUGCAGAUCUGUUUUACAUUAAACACCUACUGUAAGUACGCCAUUUGUCAAAUGUGCUAUUCAUUGUUACAAGUGAAUGGGGGUUAGUUGACUGACUGCCCCCAUGUGAAUGAACUAAUAAAAUAUUAGCUCUGUCU